AUGUCCUGGGACCUCUCUAUUCAAAAGCAAAGGUUUCCUGGCAGUGCCGAGUACCCUGACCUGCGGAAGCACAACAACUGCAUGGCCAGCAACCUGACGCCCGCCAUCUAUGCCAGGCUCUGUGACAAAGCAACCCCAAACGGCUGGACCCUGGACCAGUGCAUCCAGACGGGUGUCGACAACCCUGGCCACCCCUUCAUCAAGACAGUGGGCAUGGUAGCUGGCGAUGAAGAAACCUACGAGGUGUUUGCUGACCUGUUCGACCCCGUGAUUCAGGAGCGGCACAACGGAUACAACCCCCGCACCAUGAAGCACGUCACAGACCUGGAUGCCACCAAGAUAAAGUUUGGCCACUUUGAUGAGCGCUACGUGCUCUCCUCCCGGGUCCGGACUGGGCGCAGCAUCCGUGGGCUGAGCCUGCCGCCAGCCUGCACCCGCGCCGAGCGGCGAGCGGCGUUUCACAACUACAGUACCGAUGUAUUAGGCAUCACUCUUUGGAAGUUGCACAACAACGAGAAGACCUUCCUGAUCUGGAUCAACGAGGAGGACCACACGCGCGUCAUCUCCAUGGAGAAGGGUGGCAACAUGAAGCGCGUCUUCGAGCGGUUCUGCCGGGGCCUGAAGGAGGUGAGCACCCACCAGCCCCUGCUGCACAACAACGAGAAGACCUUCCUGAUCUGGAUCAACGAGGAGGACCACACGCGCGUCAUCUCCAUGGAGAAGGGUGGCAACAUGAAGCGCGUCUUCGAGCGGUUCUGCCGGGGCCUGAAGGAGGUGGAGCUGGUGCAGCUGGUGAUAGAUGGUGUGAACUACCUGAUUGACUGCGAGCGGCGGCUGGAGAAGGGGCAGGACAUCCGCAUCCCCUCCCCGGUGCCCCAGUUCCGGCACUGA
Molecule: messenger RNA, 891 nt
Organism: Egretta garzetta (little egret)
Lineage: Eukaryota; Metazoa; Chordata; Aves; Pelecaniformes; Ardeidae
Product: creatine kinase U-type, mitochondrial-like
Exons: 8
Coding region: 1-891 (296 amino acids)
Biological process (GO): phosphocreatine biosynthetic process
Cellular component (GO): mitochondrion
Molecular function (GO): creatine kinase activity
Source: RefSeq, a predicted model, not a curated record